UUGUGCAGUUUGAGUAUGUGGUUGGAUUUGUCAGAAAUGGCUGGGAUCUUGCUUACAGGACUUGUGCUCUUCUUGUUGGAGGUGAUAUGUGAUGGUGAGCCAACACAUGCUGGGCCAGAAACAAUGCAGCAGCCCCAUGAGCAAGUCAAACUCGUCCAUCCUACAUCACAAUGGGUGCUGAAGUUGUUUAACGACUCGCUGCCCUUUUCCAGAGCUGAGAGUUUCUGCAGGGGUCAGUUCAGCUCUCUGAUCACCGUGGAACGGUCAGAGGAAGAGAAGGAGACCGUCGAGUUCCUUCAGCAGGCUGGACUUCGCUCUCAAGUCUGGGUUAAAGAUCACCUCAGAGCAGAGUCCAAGCCUGUAGCUCUCUCCAGGCAGUAUUUGGAGUUCUCAGCGCUAAAAUUUCCAAAGGAAUCCCAUGAAGGCUUUGCUCGUGUCGGAGUGUCUUUUCCUGCCAUGUCGUCUGUCAGCRUAUGUGUUCGAGUUCAGUGGGACACAAAGUGGACUGAUGUAUCAACAGUCUUCUCCUACGCUGCACCUGUCCUGACCAAUGAGUUCCAGCUGCGAGGCCGAGUGGACAUGCAGGGUCGUAUCCACCUGGCCCUCAUAAUCCACGGAAAACACUUUCCAUACAAGGCAUCCUUUGCAAAUGACGGUGCAUGGCAUCACAUCUGCGUCACAUGGAGUCGGAUGAGCAAUCACUGGGCUAUCUAUGUGGACGGAGACAGGAAAGACACGGGCUCUGGUACAGACAUGGACAGGGAUAUACACGGGGAUGGUAUUCUUAUCUUGGGUCAGGACCAAGACUCAUUUGGGGGAAAUUUCACAGAACCCUUUUUUGGGAACAUCACUGACCUGAAUGUAUGGAACGUUUCUUUGGAAACRAGGCAUGUCCRUGCCCUGAAUUUGUGUUCGGCCRCAGUACGGGAAAAACUUUUCAGCUGGAACCUCAGCCUCAUAGACAGCCAUCAUGUGGUCAAAGAGGUGAAGGCCCCGUUGUUCUGUCCAGCAGUGCUCCAGCAGAUGGAGCUCCAGGGCUGCAGAACGGUGCAGGGCUGGUCAGAUCAGCUGCCAUCCAUCAGCUGGACGGACUGCUCUGAUCUUCUACCUUUCAUCUGCAGGAGCAGCCGAGCUAAAAUGUCUGAGCUGGUGCUGGUGCAGCAGCCAUCAGGGCUGGACAGCCUGGCCCAGGCUGCGGMCCUGCUCAACGCCUCCAUSCAGGCCCUGGAAGACACGCAGCAGGACGGCCUGGAGCCAGCCGACAUGGUGACGCUCAUCCAGCUGCUGACACUCACUGCUGACGUCUCCUCUGAACCAUCAGUCAGCGCUGAAAACAGUAGCCGUGACAACAUCCAGGAGCUCAGUCAGCACUUCAUCAGUGUGGCUGACAGCAUCAUCAGUGAAGACAAUGCAGACAAGUGGCAGGCUAUCAAAGAGGUGGUGAACGGUCCCAUGGAUGUUGUGAAGAGCGUGGACCGGAUGGUGACCCGCUUGAGCCCAAGUUUGACAGCAGAGACUGACCAUGUGACCAUUCACACUCCCAAUAUCAAAGUGGAGCUGCAGCAACAAAGACUGGGUGAAGGAUCUAAAGUGGAGAGUUUCUGUGGGCCUGGGUCAGAGACGCUCAGCCUUCUAGACUGCAUUUCUGYUCCACGUCAGAAGAUACAGGAUCUGCAGAACAAUGGCUUCUAUAAGAUUACCUUGGUCAACAUGUGGUAUGGCUCUCUGCGACCUCUUUUCAAUCGAGAAGAGAACAUCACCAUGGAGCCUACGGUCACUGAUGGCACACAAAGGUAUCUGGGCACUGUGCUGGGCUCGGCUGUUAUAUCCUCCACUGUGCUGGGAGACGACCAGCCAGUCAGCAUGGCAGUUCACUUCCAGCUCCAGCACAAAGCACAGAAUUCCAUUGAUGCUGUGUAUGAUCCUGUGUGUGCAUUCUGGGACUUUGAUCUCACUCCGGAGGCCGGUGGGUGGUGGAAUACAAGAGGCUGUGAGCUUGUGUCCAAACAUUAUGGAUACACAGUGUGCUACUGCAAUCACACCACCAAUUUUGCUGUGCUGCUGCAGGUUUACGAAACUCAGAUGAGCCCAGAAAAYGAAAAAGCUCUGCAGGUGCUGACGUUCAUUGGCUGUGGAGUGUCUCUGUGUGGCCUCCUCUUCACCUUCAUCCUCUUCAUUGCUGCGGGGGCAGCAUGUUUCAUGGUGACUGCUCUGCUUCAUCUCUUCUUCAUGGCGUCCUUCUGCUGGAUGCUGGUUGAGGGUCUUCUUCUUUGGAGCAAAGUGGUUUCUGUUAACAUCAGUGAGGACCGCAGGAUGAAGCUCUACUAUGUCAUAGGCUGGGGACUACCUGUUCUGAUAGUUGGUCUAACAUUGGUGAUAUCAAGGGGAAAAUACAAGUCACAUGAUCACUGCUGGCUCAGUGUGCAAACUGACACCAUCUGGGCYUUUGUGGGACCGGUCAUAUUGGUCUURAUGGUCAAUGCAGUUGUGCUGUGCCGCGUUGUCAUGGUGACCGUUUCCAGCGCUCAUCGCCGCGCUAAGAUGCUCAGUCCAAGCUUUGCAUCGAAAAUGCAGACCUUUGACCUCACCUGGGCUGUGACCCGUCCAGUUCUCAUCCUGCUGCCGGUUCUGGGUCUGACGUGGAUGUGUGGCGUGCUGGUCCAUCUGUCUGCGGUCGUCAGCUACAUCUUCAUAAUCCUCAAUUCCUUCCAAGGCCUGUAUAUCUUCUUAGUGUAUGCUGUUUACAACAGUGAGGUGAGGAAUGCCAUAAAGAGGAUCAAAGAAAAGAGAAAGGCUCUGUCUUUCACGAACUGCUCCCAGCCUACCAGCUUCCUUCCCUCCCAAAGGGCUCCAACAACCUCCUGGAGCCGGAGCCCCGCAACCUCCUCCAGCCCAGAAACAAGUGACACCUCUGGACCCCUCAGCUCCACUUCCACAUCACUGGUCAUCAAGAACGAGAGUUUCAAAAAGGAAAGCUUUGUCAGUUUCUCUUUGAGACACGCAUCAGGAAACCAAGUGGUGCAGCUGACUGGGUUUAAGCCAUCAGGUUGCUGAGCUGCAGAUGGGGAGGCUCGUCUCUGUAUGCUACACACACACACACGCACACGCACGCGCGCGCACACACACACACACACACACACACGCACACACACACACACAGGAUGGAGAGCCAGAGGACAAGAAUGGAAAGAGGAAACUCCACCUUCUCCCACAGUCAUCUACUCAGCUGAACCCAUCAGCUCAUCACUUUCCUAAUAACUCACAUAUGUAUUAGUUUACAUUUCUUGUGUGUAGCUCAAGUAGUGAUGAGACUUAAACUCUCAUUGCUGAGUUUGAUUCAUCUUCCCAACGUUCCGAAGCACAACAUUUUUCACAUUCUUCAGUUGAAGACAGGAACGUCUGGAAACUAAGCAGAACCAGGAUUUGGCUCAUCCAUCCCGUAACCCGGCAGUGUGGACCUGGACCGACUCACCACUAACUCACUUUAAAGUGUUUUUAUAGUUUAACGUUUGUGUUUCUACUUGACACAAUUCCCUGUGGUCUAAAGAGACAGAACCCAGGUGUAUGAGUAGUCAUUAUCUUACCAGCAGUCAGAGUUGACCUAGUUACACGUCCAAUCAGAAGUUUACAUACACUAAUCCUCAGGGUCAACAGCAGCGUUUCCAUUGACCAUGUAAUUGCGGAAUUUGAUAUUAGACUAGACAAUUUGGAAAAAGAAAUACUCAUGUUUUUCGAUGAAAAGGUUUGGUGUGAGGUGUUUUUUUUUUUUUUUGGCCAUAAUCAAAAUUGAUUUAUUUCACAAAACUGCAAUAGUUUUGUGAAAUAAAUCAUGAGUCAUUUGACUCGAUGCCAGUCAAGUCACAUGAUCAACAACRAUGAAGAACAAGAUGACAAGAAGCAAUUAGACAGUGGCUUMUCGUGUGUUUUAAUGACUGAUUGUGUGAAUAAUGUUAUUCACAUGUGWUUKUAAUUGCUUUUAUUUAAUAGAAAUGCCACCAUUUUGAAAUUGCAUUUUUUUUCAACAAGUUUUGCACACAUCUAUACUGGAAACGCAGCUAGAGCAACAUAAACCACCAAUAUUUAUCUCAUUUGCAAAUUCAAAAUAAAUCACACACAUUGUGGACCCGUCUUUACUCCAAAAACARUUUCCAGUUCUGUCUGGAAUCAACGUCCUGCCUGAACCUUCAGUUGGUUCUGUUGUUUCAAUUUKUCUGAUGUUUAUUGGAGAUGUAGUUGAAGAAUUUGAAGAUAGUUCUUCAUCYUUCUUCUUCCACCUGCUUUGUUUGACACAUUAGUAACACUGGCACUAAAAGGACCCUCAGUAUGAUGCCACCAACACCAUGUUCAAAAGCUGGUGCAAUGUUCUCUGGUUUAAAACGCCCAGCUCGACUCAUCCAUUCCUAUUUUUUGUUUGUUAUAUCCAGACCAUUAAAUCUUUGUCUUGUCUGAAUGAACUUUGACCUGCCCAAGAGCUGAAAACUUCACUAGAAAGUGAAAGAGGGACAUUUUACUUCUCAGUUCAUGUCGAUGUUCCACAUUGCAGACAUUGUGGCAUCUUCCAUUCUAUAAUAUCCUUGAUUCUUURUCAUUUCUUGGUUGUUUCCAAAAAAUCCAAAACAUUAUUCUAAUGGAUGAAACAUGAAUCAGAGAAACAGUGCAUAAAACUCAGGCUUGUUCACACAGUUAUUCUUUCUCAAUUAAAUUAAGAGUUUUUGCCAACUAAUUGUUCCACUUUGAAAAAGGAAAAUUUGGAAGCUCAAUUAGUAUUAUCUUGAUUCUGAUGAUGAGUGUAUGUGAGCUUUUCACUGGUACAGUAAACAUAUUACCAUGUAGUCUUAACCAGCAAGUCUUACAUUUGUCAGCUCUACAUGAGUUUGUCACUGCUUCAUGUUGUAUGAAGCAGUUCACUGUCUACACACUGUAUGAGUGUGUAGACAGUACACACUCAUACAGUGUGUACUGUCUACACUCUGUAUGAGUGUGUACUGUCUACACACACUCUGUAUGACGUAUUGAUGAAACGACCGUACAGUAACCUGUCUGAGAGCUUGUGUUGACAAACAUCAAAAUGUAAUGAAAAAUGUUGAAAUAAAGUACAGAACUAAYACCCCUCUACA
Molecule: messenger RNA, 5117 nt
Organism: Poecilia reticulata (guppy)
Lineage: Eukaryota; Metazoa; Chordata; Actinopteri; Cyprinodontiformes; Poeciliidae
Source: RefSeq, a predicted model, not a curated record